Molecule: messenger RNA, 4566 nt
Organism: Populus nigra (black poplar)
Lineage: Eukaryota; Viridiplantae; Streptophyta; Magnoliopsida; Malpighiales; Salicaceae
Exons: 42
Coding region: 232-4368 (1378 amino acids)
Biological process (GO): carbohydrate metabolic process
Molecular function (GO): NADP binding; zinc ion binding; NAD binding
Source: RefSeq, a predicted model, not a curated record
UAGUUAGACACUGUGGCUGUUAGAUAGUGCAGCACGACUCUCCUGUAACAGAGAAGACGUUUAAUAAUAAUAAUAAUUAUUAUUAUAUUUCAUGCUCUACGCUUAUUGCGAUAUAUUUAUUUUACUAGUUUUUCUCCCUCUCCUCCUAUUCUCUCUACUGGCAUAUGCAAAUUUUUUGAUCUGAAGAAAGAGGAUUCGGUGUAAGAGAGAAGAAUAUACUGACGAAGCGCAAUGGCGGCUGACGGUGAUGCGGUUGUUGGAUUCGUCGGAUUGGAUGAUUUGAGCUUAGACAUGGCCGCUUCGCUUCUUCGUGCUGGCUACAAAGUUCAAGCUUUCGAGAUAGAUGAAACUUUGGUUGAUAAAUUUUUGAAUCUAGGGGGAACGAGAAGUGCCAGCCUUAUCGAGGCUGGGAAAGAAGUUGCAGCUUUGAUUGUUCUAAUAUCUCACGUGGAUCAAAUCAAUGAUGUAUUUUUUGGCCAACAGGGUGUUUUGAAAGGAUUGCAGAAAGGGGCACUCAUCAUCCUACGUUCAACCAUUCUGCCAUCAUACAUCCAGAAUCUAGAGAAACGUCUCAGAGAUGAAGAUUCAAUGGCUCAUCUAAUAGAAGCAUAUGUCUCCAGGGGAUUUUCUGAAGUCUUAAAGGGAAGAACCAUGAUUACAUCCUCGGGAAGGUCUGAAGCUAAUGCGAAGGCACAGCCUAUUCUUUCUGCAAUGUCCGAAAAGCUUUUCACCUUUGAAGGUGAAGUAGGCACUGGAAGUAAAAUUAAAAUGGUGAAUGAGCUGCUUGAGGGCAUUCAUCUUGUUGCUGCACUGGAGGCGAUUUCUCUUUGCACUCAAGCUGGAAUUCAUCCAUGGAUAGUCUAUGAUAUUAUUUCCAAUGCUGCUGGAAACUCAUGGAUUUUCAAAAAUCAUAUUCCCCAGUUUUUGAGAGGCGAUACCAAGGUGCAUUCCUACAGGACCGUGGUCCAAAAUUUGGGUAUUGUUUUGGAUACAGCCAAAUCGCUUAUAUUUCCUCUUCCACUUUUGUCUGUUGCUCAUCAACAACUUAUUCUUGGAUCUUCAUAUGGUCAGGGUGAUGAUAGUGAUGUCACAUUUGUCAAGGUCUGGGGAAAGUUGCUUGGAGCAAAUAUUCAAGAUGCAGCCAGUGCAGAACUCUACGAACCUGAGCAACUGGCAAGACAAAUUGUUGCCAAAUCUGUUGUCGUAAAGAGAAUUGGUUUCAUUGGUCUUGGAGCAAUGGGAUUUGGCAUGGCAACUCACCUGUUGAAAUCAAAUUUCUGUGUUGUUGGUUAUGAUGUGUAUAAACCAACUCUCACUCGAUUUGCAAAUGCUGGUGGUUUGAUUGGCAACUCUCCAGCAGAAACAUCUAAAGAUGUUGAUGUACUAGUAGUUAUGGUCACAAACGAAACUCAAGCGGAGAGUGUUUUGUAUGGAGAUCUAGGAGCAGUUGCAGCCUUACCAUCAGGAGCAUCUAUCAUCCUAUCUUCUACAGUAUCCCCUGCAUUUGUGAGCCAACUGGAGCGACGCUUACAAGGUGAAGGCAAGGGCUUGAAAUUGGUGGAUGCUCCUGUUUCUGGUGGUGUCAAGAGGGCCUCAGAAGGAACACUUACGAUAAUGGCUUCUGGUACUGAUGAAGCUCUUACAUGUACCGGCUCAGUUCUCUCAGCAUUAAGUGAGAAGCUUUAUGUGAUUAGAGGAGGUUGUGGGGCUGGAAGUGGUGUAAAGAUGAUUAAUCAGUUGCUCGCUGGAGUUCAUAUAGCAUCAGGGGCUGAGGCAAUGGCACUUGGAGCUCGAUUAGGUCUCAAUACAAGGAUGCUGUUUGAUUUCGUCAAGAACAGUGGAGGAACAUCCUGGAUGUUUGAGAAUCGUGUUCCGCACAUGUUGGACAAUGAUUAUACACCGUAUUCUGCACUCGAUAUCUUUGUGAAGGAUCUGGGAAUUGUUUGCCGUGAAUCGUCAUCCCUUAAAGUUCCACUUCAUAUUGCAACUGUUGCACACCAACUAUUCCUGGCAGGCUCUGCUGCUGGCUGGGGUCGGCAAGAUGAUGCAGGUGUGGUGAAGGUUUAUGAGAUCCUCACAGGUGUUAAAGUUGAAGGAACACUUCCUGUACUUAAGAAAGAAGUUGUCCUGCAGUCUCUUCCACCUGAGUGGCCCGUGGACCCCAUUGAUGAUAUUCAUAGACUGAACCAGAGCAAUUCAAAAACGUUGGUGGUUCUAGAUGAUGAUCCAACUGGAACUCAAACUGUUCAUGAUAUUGAAGUAUUAACAGAAUGGAGUGUUGAGUCACUAGUUGAGCAAUUUAGGAAAAAGCCUAAAUGCUUUUUUAUCUUGACCAACUCCAGGUCAUUGAGUUCUGAAAAGGCGAGUGCACUGAUUAAAGAUAUCUGUGGAAACCUAAGCAUAGCCGCUAAGUCAGUUGAGAAUAUUGAUUAUACAGUAGUUUUGAGAGGCGAUUCAACACUACGUGGUCAUUUUCCAGAGGAAGCAGAUGCAGCAGUUUCACUACUUGGUGAGAUGGACGCAUGGAUCAUUUGCCCAUUUUUUCUUCAAGGAGGCCGAUAUACAAUCAAAGAUAUACACUAUGUUGCAGAUUCUGAUUGGCUUGUCCCUGCAGGGGACACAGAGUUCGCCAGAGAUGCUUCUUUUGGCUACAAAUCUUCAAACCUCCGUGAGUGGGUUGAGGAGAAAACUAGAGGCCGUAUUCCUGCUAGCAGUGUUUCAUCUAUAUCUAUCAAUCUUUUGAGGAAAGGUGGGCCAGAUGCUGUUUGUGAUACUCUUUGCAACUUGCAGAAGGGUUCAACUUGCAUAGUUAAUGCAGCAAGUGAUCGAGACAUGGCUGUAUUUUCAGCUGGAAUGAUUCAGGCAGAAUUAAGGGGGAAAUCCUUUUUAUGCCGCACUGCUGCUAGUUUUGUUUCUACCCGAAUUGGAAUUAUUCCAAAAGCUCCAAUACUGCCAAAGGAUCUAGGAAUAAACAAAGAAAGAAAGGGCGGGCUUAUAGUUGUGGGAUCGUAUGUUCCCAAAACAACAAAACAGGUUGAAGAACUUAAAUUACAAUGUGGCCAGUUUUUAAAGAAACUAGAGGUUUCUGUUGAUAAAAUUGCCAUGAAGUCAUUAGAAGAGAGGGAGGAGGAAAUCAAUAGAGUGGCUGAGAUGGCAAAUUUGUUCCUUGGGGCUUGUAAAGACACUUUAAUCAUGACCAGUCGAGAACUCAUUACUGGAAAAACUUCUUCUGAGAGCUUGGAAAUCAACUUUAAGGUGAGCUCUGCUUUGGUGGAAAUUGUGAGGCGGAUAUCAACAAGACCACGAUACAUUCUUGCAAAGGGUGGAAUCACAUCAUCCGACCUAGCUACAAAAGCUCUAGAAGCAAAAUGUGCCAAAGUAGUUGGACAAGCCCUAGCUGGCAUUCCAUUGUGGCAGCUUGGUCCAGAAAGUAGGCAUCCAGGAGUUCCAUACAUUGUUUUCCCAGGUAAUGUUGGUGACAGUAAAGCACUAGCUGAUGUUGUGAAAUCUUGGGCGCUUCCUUCCCGACUUUCAUCAACAAAAGAACUUCUUCUUAACGCAGAGAGAGGUGGAUAUGCUGUUGGAGCAUUUAAUGUCUAUAAUAUGGAAGGGGCUGAGGCUGUUGUAGCUGCAGCAGAGGAAGAAAAUAGUCCUGCGAUUCUACAGAUUCAUCCUAGUGCACUGAAGCAAGGAGGAAUUCCAUUGGUUGCUUGUUGUGUCUCUGCUGCUGAACAGGCCAAUGUUCCAAUCACUGUUCAUUUUGAUCAUGGAACUUCAAAGCAAGAGCUAGUUGAAGCUCUUGAUUUGGGAUUUGAUUCAUUAAUGGUAGACGGUUCACAUCUUUCUCUCAAGGAUAAUAUAGCAUACACGAAGUAUAUAUCACUUUUGGCCCACUCCAAAAACAUGCUGGUGGAGGCUGAACUAGGGAGAUUGUCAGGGACAGAGGAUGAUUUGACUGUUGAAGAUUACGAAGCAAGGCUGACUGAUGUUAAUCAGGCUGAACAGUUCAUUGAUGAGACUGGUAUAGAUGCUUUGGCAGUGUGUAUUGGGAAUGUACAUGGAAAGUACCCUGCAAGUGGUCCAAAUCUCAGACUUGAUUUGCUUAAGGAUUUGCAUGCCUUGAGUUCUAAGAAAGGUGUAUUUCUGGUGCUGCAUGGAGCAUCUGGCUUGUCCGAGGAACUUAUCAAGGCUAGUAUUCAGCGGGGUGUGACGAAGUUCAAUGUAAACACUGAGGUGCGCAACGCUUACAUGAACUCACUAAGCAACCCCAAGAAAGAUCUGGUCCAUGUGAUGGCUUCAGCAAAAGAAGCCAUGAAAGCUGUGGUAGCAGAGAAGAUGCGCUUGUUUGGUUCAUCUGGAAAAGCAUGAAUUUUUUUUUCCUGUUUGCUUGCAACAUUGUAAGAAGAAGCAAGUAAUGAGCUAAACAUAAGGACUAGUCCCACAUUCAUUGUUCCAUCUAAAAUAUUCAAGCUGUAAUAAUUUGUUGUCCUUCUCUAUAUGUUAUUGGCACGCUUUAUAUGCCUAUCUAAGUUAAGCUCCCAUGGUAACUAAUCGUUUUUGCUUCCA